Molecule: messenger RNA, 1650 nt
Organism: Mauremys reevesii (Reeves's turtle)
Lineage: Eukaryota; Metazoa; Chordata; Testudines; Geoemydidae
Gene: CCNYL1
Product: cyclin Y like 1
Exons: 10
Coding region: 132-1214 (360 amino acids)
Biological process (GO): regulation of cyclin-dependent protein serine/threonine kinase activity; regulation of canonical Wnt signaling pathway
Cellular component (GO): plasma membrane
Molecular function (GO): protein kinase binding; cyclin-dependent protein serine/threonine kinase activator activity
Source: RefSeq, a predicted model, not a curated record
CGCUCCAUGAGCCGUAGCUGAGGCAGCUGCCGGGUGCGUGGCGGGAUGCGGCGCUGCGCCCGCCCGUAGCCCGGCUCGGCCCCCGCCUGGGAGCUGCGUAGCGGGGCCGGCGGCGGCUCCGGCCGGGCCCCAUGGGGAACACGGUCACCUGCUGCGUGUCCCCGGACGCCAGCCCCAAGCUCGGCCGGGCCCGCGCGGGGGGCGGCGGCGGCGGCGGCGGGGCCGCGCCGGGGACCGAGCGCCGGGCGGACGCUUACCAGGGAGCGGCGGCGGAGGCCGAGUCGGGGGACUCGGAUCCUGGGGGCGGCCCCCACCUGCAGCACAUCAGCGACCGGGAGUUCCCGGAUGAUUUAGCCUUGGAAUCAAAUCCAUCUGACCAUCCCAGAGCAAGCACAAUUUUCCUGAGCAAGUCCCAAACAGAUGUGCGAGAGAAGAGGAAGAGUAACCACAUCAAUCAUGUUUCUCCAGGGCAGCUUACGAAAAAGUAUAGCUCAUGCUCAACCAUAUUUAUAGACGACAGCACAGUCAGCCAGCCUAAUCUUAGAAGCACAAUAAAAUGUGUGACGUUAGCAAUAUACUACCACAUAAAGAACAGAGAUUCAGUAAGAUCAUUGGAUAUUUUUGAUGAAAAAUCCCAUCCUCUCACGCGGGAAGAAGUUCCAAAUGACUACGGCAAACAUGACCCUGAUCACAAGCACAUUUACCGUUUUGUACGGACGCUUUUUAGCGCAGCGCAGCUGACGGCUGAAUGUGCAAUAGUGACACUGGUUUACUUGGAAAGACUCUUAACCUAUGCGGAGAUUGACAUCUGUCCUAGUAACUGGAAAAGAAUAGUUCUAGGAGCUAUUCUGCUGGCUUCUAAGGUUUGGGAUGAUCAGGCUGUGUGGAAUGUGGAUUACUGCCAAAUAUUGAAGGACAUUACGGUUGAGGACAUGAAUGAGAUGGAAAGACACUUCUUGGAGCUGCUGCAGUUUAAUAUCAAUGUUCCUGCCAGUGUUUAUGCCAAAUACUACUUUGAUCUUCGCUCCUUAGCAGAUGACAACAACCUGAAUUUUCUGCUGGAGCCUCUUAGUAAAGAGAGAGCACAGAAACUGGAGGCUAUCUCCAGGCUCUGUGAGGACAAAUACAAAGACUUGUCCAAAGCUGCUAUGAGACGAUCUUUCAGUGCUGAUAAUUUAGUUGGUAUCCGUCGUUCUAAUGCCAUCCUCUCCUGAGGAGAGAGAAGGGUGCAGCACCGUGAAGCCAGCGUACGUGUGAACCGGAGGAAUACCACCACUCCAUGCACAUAAGCCAGCAGUGAUGGUGUCUUCCAGAAAGGGGAGGAAGGAUAAAACCAGCCAAGGGACCCCAGGGCCUGAGGAGCGUAUUCCAUUCAAAAAAUGGGACCUUGUCAAAUCAGUGCUCCUCCUUUUAAUGUAUCCAGAGGUGCAAAAACAAGCUCCCCACCUCCCCCCACAGAUGUUUGCUUACUGUGUAGGCCUAUAGCUGUGAACGAUGAGGUUUUUAAUAAUGAGUAGUUUUAAAUUUUAGAAUUUAAACACUAACCACGUGACGAUAGUUACAAUGUUCUUCCCUCUUCUCCCUGUCAUCCAGAAUCUUGCUGUGUUUGCCUGUCAGAGCGAAUGCAGUGUUAGCAACAAAAAAAAAAAA